This is a messenger RNA of Zootoca vivipara (common lizard), 3151 nucleotides long. It is a transcript of the gene MFGE8, whose product is annotated as milk fat globule EGF and factor V/VIII domain containing. Gene Ontology annotation, molecular function: calcium ion binding; signaling receptor activity. The record is from RefSeq and is a predicted model, not a curated record. Gene Ontology annotation, cellular component: plasma membrane. Lineage: Eukaryota; Metazoa; Chordata; Lepidosauria; Squamata; Lacertidae.
GGGCUGCACUGAGUCAUUCGCCUUUGCGGAGCAGGAACACAAACAGGCGGCAGAACUUGCUGAGCUUGAGCGGAGCAGGACGAGACGGGACGGGAGGCGCGCUCAGUCCAGCCCAGCCCUGCAGGGGAACGACGCACCAUGAAGGGACCCAGCUCCUCGCAGCUCCUGCUGGGGCCUCUCCUCGCCUUCUGCCUGCUGGUUGCUGUCAGCGGUGACUUCUGUGAAGAGAACAAGUGUCAGAAUGGAGGAACUUGCCUGACCGGCAUCACCGAAUCUCCUUUCUUCUGUAUCUGUGCAGAAGGCUUUACUGGGAUUGAUUGCAACGAAACCGAGAAAGGUGCCUGCCACCCAAACCCCUGCCAGAAUGGGGGCGAGUGCCAGGUGGUUCCCAACAGGGGUGACGCCUUCACUGAAUACCUUUGCAAGUGCCCUUUGGGCUAUGAAGGCAAACACUGCCAAAACAACAUGAACGAAUGCUCUUCGCAGCCCUGUAAGAAUGGAGGGACCUGCUUGGAUCUCAGUGGGGACUAUGCCUGCAAGUGCAUCUCUCCCUACCUGGGGAAAUCUUGCCAACUCCGAUGUUCAAAUUUGCUCGGCAUGGAGACAGGAGCAAUUGCGAACACACAGCUUUCCGCCUCUUCUGUGUACUACGGGUUCCUUGGCCUGCAGCGCUGGGGUCCAGAGCUCGCCCGCCUCAACAACAAGGGGAUUGUGAAUGCCUGGACCUCCAGCAACUAUGACAGGAGCCCUUGGAUUCAGGUCAACCUGAUGAGGAAGAUGAGGAUCUCCGGCCUUGCCACACAAGGGGCACGCCGUGCAGGCCGGGUGGAAUAUGUCCGGGCCUACAAAGUAUCCUACAGCCUCGACGGGCGCGAGUUUGUGUACAUUAAGGAUGAGGAGCAAGAUCAUGACAAGGUUUUCACUGGCAACUCUGACAAUGAAGACACGAAAACCAACCUCUUCAAUUUUCCGGUUACGGCCCAGUACCUCCGCAUCUACCCUGUGAUCUGCCGUAGAGCCUGCACUCUGCGCUUCGAGUUGGUUGGCUGCGAAAUGAAUGUGUAUUUCAACAUGGCAGGUUGCUCGGAGCCGCUGGGCAUGAAAUCCCACUUCAUCACCGACCAGCAGAUCACAGCCUCCAGCGUUUACAAGACAUGGGGCAUCGACGCAUUCACUUGGCACCCGCACUAUGCCCGCCUUGACAGGAUGGGCAAGAGCAACGCUUGGGCUGCCCUCAGCAACAAACAGGGCGAGUGGCUUCAGAUCGAUCUUGGGUCCGAGAAAAAGGUGGCAGGGAUCAUUACGCAAGGAGCUCGUGACUUUGGGCACAUUCAGUAUGUAGCAGCCUACAAAGUGGCCUAUAGCGAUGAUGGGAAGUCCUGGACUCUUUACAAGGAUAGCAGGACAAACGGCACCAAGAUAUUCCAAGGCAACUACGACAACAACUCGCACAAGAAGAAUGUGUUUGACGUUCCCUUCUACACCCGCUUUGUGCGCAUCUUCCCCGAAUCCUGGCACAACCGCAUCACCUUGCGAGUGGAGCUUCUGGGCUGUGAUGAGUAGCCCCAACCCCAACCCACUGGCCACAGAGGCCGUGAAGCAGAGAGCCAGACUGACUUCCCCACCCACUUUGUCUCCUUCCCCCUGCAUCUCUGGACCUAUGGCGCUUUCUGUUCCCAAAUCCACUACUCCUAGUUCCGAUUUAUAAAAAAAUCCUAUGCCCUGUGUUAGGCACUGGGAAUACCAUUUUUUGUAGUUGGGAGCCAGCAGCUUUUCAGGGACGGGGGCCUUGCGGACUCUUCAACCCUCUGCUUGUCUUCUAUCUCCCCCUCACCUUUUGCUUUCAAAGAACAAUUGACAAGCUGGCUCCUUCAGGGAUUGGCUGACUUUGUUUGCAUCACCACGGCCCUCUCUUGUGGGUCCCUUGCACUGCACUUUUAAGAGCCACCAUUGAGUGUCCAGGCUCUUGCUUUUGUAGGGUUGCUUCCCUCCUGGCGACAUCGUCGCGCACACAAACCGAUUCAAACAGUCCUUGGGAAUCUCCAGUCCCAGGGAGCCCUGGGAACUGUGGUUCAAAGAGUGGAGCGACUGCUGCUCUGUAAUGUAAAAUGCUUAGCAGCUUCCCGGAGCCACAUUUCCCAGGAUUCUUUGGAGGAAACCAUGGCUGGUCUAAGAUGCAAGUUUAAUAGCCUAGGUACGAUGUAGGUCACAGGCAGUGCUGUAUAUAUAUAUACUCCCUUGCAUUAUCAUUAUUUUUCAAAACAUGAUCAGAACUUUGGACCAAAAUAAACCCCCAGGGUUUCAAAGUUCUAAGUUUUUGCAAGAUAAGUUGAAGUUGGGCGUAAUUUAUUCUGCUUUCACAAGUCACAGAGAAGGCCACAAUGUCCCUGCUUCCUGGAAACAGAUGCCUCCGCCCCUUUCGGCUCCUCCCAUGGAACCACGUGGUUGCCCACACUUUUCUAAGUUCAUUUUCAAAGGCAUGAGGACUAGCAGCUUGCUUUCCUCCUCCAGCAAUAGAAGUCACUGCAUGAAAUCCACAUAGCCCUGCUCCCAACUUACCUGUUCCCUCGGUAAAUUUUUCUCAGGAUGCUAAAAGAUCGGAGACUGGGUAAACUCACAGAUUUGUAAAGUAUUACUUAAACUUUGCUGGGGCUGUUUUGGCAGUAGUCUAACCUUCCCCCAACCCUCCACUUUUUGGAUACUGAAAAACAUGGCACUGUUGCUGCUGUUCUUGUUUGUUAAACCCAUUAGGCCCCUCUCCUUGCUACUAAUGCAACAGCUUCCCCUAAUUGCUUCUCUCUUUUGGAGACCAUGCUUGGCAGAGGCCCUAUGAAGAAGCGGGGCUCUGAGAAGCUGUGUCAAGGAAGGAAGGACAGCGUUUUAAAACGAAAACAAAUGUGGAAUGUCCCCUUUUGGAAGGGGUCUGUGUGGUGGCGGUUGGGGGAACACAUGGCUUUCAGUAAGACAAACCUAAUAAGAGGGGCUUCAAGUAGGGCCACCGUCUGGGAUCUGGAAGCAAUUAACCCAGAGCACAGAUUUUUUGUUUUUGUUUUUUUUAAGCCAUAGGAAAUUCUGAGGGUAGCCGCUAUGGCUUCUCAGCAAGACACAGUCCCUAAGUAAAGACUCUCAGUAUUAAAACAAACUUUAAGAA